AUGGCAUCUUCUGAACCUGCCUCCCAGGAGCCAGUCGGUUCCGAGACCGUUGAGCAGCCCGAAUAUGCCGCCGUCUCCGAUGUUAAGUCCGACGUGAAGGAGGAGGAGGAUAAGACUGCGAGUGAAGGGGAGACGAAGCUGGGUGAGACCGCAGAAGGAGAGGCACAGGAGGGUGAAUCAGCUGUGACAGAGGGGGAGACACAGCAGGAGGAGGAGGUUGAGGAGCGGAAGCCGAAGAAUAGAUUUUGGUGA
Podospora pseudocomata is the source of this 252-nucleotide messenger RNA. RefSeq lists its product as uncharacterized. The record is from RefSeq and is a predicted model, not a curated record. The coding region runs from base 1 to 252 and encodes 83 amino acids. The transcript is spliced from 2 exons. NCBI's taxonomy places the organism in Eukaryota, Fungi, Ascomycota, Sordariomycetes, Sordariales, Podosporaceae.